AUGGCACUUGGACUUCUUAAAACCAAUGAUAAAACUGAAGAGCUAGAAGAUAUUGCUGAUCAAUAUAUGCAAGUUUUAUGGUCAAUGGGUUUCUUAGUGGACUUCUUGGAUCAUGGUUUUUAUUGGACAUUUAAGGUGCAUGAUCUUAUGCAUGAUCUUGCAAUAUCAAUGACAAAAGGUGAGUCCGCAUUCAUAAAUUUUGGAAGCCAAAAAGUUGAUAGGAAAUUGCGGCAUUUUUCACAUGGUGACACAGAGUUAUGUGGUGAAGAAUUUCUACAACUCAUUGUUGAUAACUCAAGGAGUGUUCGAAGCAUUGUCUUUCCAGCAGCAGAGAAAUACAGAGAUGCACCUGUUAUUGGAUCAUUUAUUAGUAAAGAUAUAUCCAAAUUCAAGUACCUUCGACUACUAGACUUGUGUGAUAUACAUGUUCAAGUGUUGUCGGAUUCUAUCAGUACAUUGAGACAUCUGAGAUACCUUGAUCUAGCUUGGAAUGAUGCAUUAAAGAAGAUCCUUGAAUCUAUUUGUGAGAUUCAAAAACUGCAAAUGUUAAGACUUCGGGGUUGUUCUGAGAUUAAGAAUUUGCCUAAUAACAUACGAAAGAUGAUCUGCCUUAGAUACUUGGAAAUAACCACACAAGAGGAGUUUCUUCCAGAAAAUGGAAUUGGAUGUCUGAGUUCCCUUCAACGUUUGCACGUAGUUGGCUGCAAAAGUCUACUAAGUUUGUGUGAAGGGAUGCAAGGUCUAAAAAGUCUUCGAAAAUUGUUUCUAACCCGCAAUCCUGUGAUCUCGUCGUUACCAGAUACUAUCAAAUACCUGAAAAAAUUAGAGACGUUAGCGAUUGGGAGUUGCCCCAAGAUUAAUUUGAAGAUGGAAUUACUAGAAGAAGAUCGUGAGCUGAGGUUGAGUCUUAAAAAAUUCAUAAUUGUUAAUUUAGAAUCAUUGGUGGAUAUGCCCCAACUUCUUCUUCAAGCAUCUACUGACACUCUGAAGUACAUGCAGAUUGAAGACUGUGAAAAGUUAGAAGCACUACCGGAGUCGUUGCAAAAUCUCACAUCACUUGAAAAACUUGAGAUUACAAGAUGUUACGAAUUAUCAUCUCUUCCAGAAGGGAUAGAACACCUUACUUCCCUGAAGGAAUUGAAGAUUACAGAGUGUCCUGCUCUAAUUGAAAGCUGCAGAAAUGAUGAGUUGAAGAUUGCUCAUGUUCCAGUGGUUCAUCUUAUUGAUCAUGAUACCAGCUUUUAUGGUUAA
This is a messenger RNA of Pistacia vera, 1251 nucleotides long. RefSeq names its product putative disease resistance protein RGA4. The coding region runs from base 1 to 1251 and encodes 416 amino acids. NCBI's taxonomy places the organism in Eukaryota, Viridiplantae, Streptophyta, Magnoliopsida, Sapindales, Anacardiaceae. The transcript has a single exon. The record is from RefSeq and is a predicted model, not a curated record.